CCUCUCUCUCCCUCUACUCCGUUGAAAAGUUUUGACAUUGCUGUUUUAUGCUUCAGUUUUAACUCCUUUGAUUAGUAUAUUUUAAUAUUUCAUAGAUCAUAUUACUCUUUCCCUCAUCAGCAUCUCUCUCUUUGGUUUGCUGGUUUCAACUUCAAUGGCAUAGUGCUUUGGUUCAGAGCAGCCAUGGAGUUUUCUCGAUUCGAUCAAGUUGACCCAGAUCUUCAAUUUGUUUGGCUCUGCUAAAGUGUUUUCCUUUUUUGACUGAGAGCUGGCUUCGUGGCAACCCAUUAAUCAUCAUUUUGAUAUCUGAAGGGUGAUAUCAAAAUCUUUUUCUAGAAAGGAGAUCAGAAAUGUUGACCUGCAUUGCGUGUUCCAAGCAGCUUAAUGACAAGAGAUCUCUUCCCCAACAAGAUGAGCACGAAGAAGCUGUGGAUACACCCAGCACCAAGCAGGCCAUUAAGGCCCUCACAGCGCAGAUCAAGGACAUGGCGGUGAAGGCUUCUGGGGCAUAUAGAAAUUGCAAGCCUUGUUCAGGAUCUUCAAAUGGUAACAGGAACCAUAACUAUGCUGAUUCUGAUAUGGCUUCAGAAUCAGCGAGAUUUCACUGGGCGUACAAAAGGACUGGUAGCUCCAACUCAACCCCCAGGCUUUGGGGAAAGGAGAUGGAGGCGAGACUGAAGGGGCUCUCUAGUGGGGAAGGAACGCCGGCGUCGGUGAGUGGCCGGACUGAGUCGGUGGUGUUCAUGGAGGAGGAUGAGCCCAAGGAAUGGGUUGCUCAAGUAGAGCCUGGUGUGCUUAUCACUUUCGUUUCGUUGCCUCAAGGUGGGAAUGAUCUGAAACGAAUACGGUUCAGCCGGGAAAUGUUUAAUAAAUGGCAAGCUCAGAGGUGGUGGGCUGAGAAUUAUGACAAGGUCAUGGAGUUAUACAACGUUCAAAGGUUCAAUGAACAAGUAGGUCCUCUGCCAACCCCACCGAGAUCCGAGGAUGAGAGCUCGAAGAUUGAAUCUGUUAGGGACAGCCCUGUCACGCCUCCUCUUAACAAAGAGCGUCCACCCCAUCAUCUUCUUCACCGCCAAAUGGGAAUGGGAUACUCUUCAUCGGAUUCACUGGAUCUUCACCACACAAUGCUACAACGCCCAUGCUAUGAAACAAGUGGCUUAGCUUCGACACCUAAACUUUCUGGCAUCAGUGGAGCAAAGACUGAAACAUCAUCCUUAGAUGGUUCUGUGAGGACUAGUUCAUCAAGAGAGGGAGACCAGUCGGGUGAGCUUUCACUCAGCAAUGCCAGUGAUAUGGAGACUGAAUGGGUUGAACAGGAUGAACCAGGAGUAUACAUCACCAUCAGAGCACUGCCAGGGGGUGCCAGAGAACUCAGGCGUGUCCGGUUCAGCCGAGAAAGGUUUGGAGAAAUGCACGCGAGGUUGUGGUGGGAGGAGAACCGGGCAAGGAUACAGGAGCAAUAUUUGUGAUCAUACAGGCAGUUUCAGCAGGCUAACAGGAUGAGGAAGUACAGCAAGAAACCAAAUACAUAUAGAUGUUGGGGGGAUGGAUAGAGGCGUAUUGUGUAUUCUUAGGUCCUGUUACUUUUUCUUUUUAUAUUCUUCGGUGGAUAAAAAAUGUUGAGCAAGUGACUUAGUCGCUGUAACUUAGUUAACAGUGGAAUCUGUACUUCACUGUGGCUAUGACAAGAUGCUGAUAGCAGGAAAAAUAACUUGCAGCACAGUGAAAUUUUAGCCAAUAGUGGAACUUGUGUGGGUAUGGUUAAAUGCUUUCUCUUCAUCAUAUAUCAUCAACUUUAAUCUUUGUCGUUCUGGUAUAUUCA
Molecule: messenger RNA, 1822 nt
Organism: Neltuma alba
Lineage: Eukaryota; Viridiplantae; Streptophyta; Magnoliopsida; Fabales; Fabaceae
Product: protein Brevis radix-like 2
Exons: 5
Coding region: 351-1469 (372 amino acids)
Source: RefSeq, a predicted model, not a curated record